AUGGAAGAUCUUUACAAGUAAUUAAUAAAAGAAAAAAAGCAUUUAAUAUUUGACUUAGACGUAAAAAAUGUUCUUAGUUUAACAUUUGAUUAAGCAACAAUGAAAGAAUAUUAAGUAGAAGGAUUUAGUACUAUAUAAAAUACACAAUUUAAAGAUUUAAUAUGUAAAUAAGUUAUGAUAUUCAUAUAGCCAAUAAUAAAAUACAUGGAAAUAAUAAAGACUUUCAUUGAUGCAAAUAAUAAAAAAAAUUAAUAAGAAAAGAAAAACUUUACAUUAGUUUUUUGGCCAAAAUAAAAUGCUUUAUGUAAAUAAGUUUUAUAAUAAUAUGGAAUUACAGAGAAUUAAGUAGAAGUUAUAGAUUUUAGUUUCGAUUUAAUUCCUUUAGAUUAAGAUGUAUUAUCCUUAGAAUUAUAAAAUAGUUUUAAUAAUAUUUAUUUAGAUAAUGAUUUUUCAACUUUUUAAUUCGUGGCAGAAUCUAUUCAAAGAAUAUAAGUUGUUUACGGGAAAAUUCCAAAUAUUUUUGCUAAAGGAGAUGGAGCUAAAAUAGUACUUGAUAUUUUAAAUUAAGAAUAAAAUAUUUAAAAUGAUGAAUAAUAAUAAAUAGAUAUAGAGACUUUGAUUUUGUUAGAUAGAAAUAUUGAUUUAGUAACUCCUUUAUGUUCUUAAUUAAUUUAUGAAGGUUUACUAGAUGAUUUUUAUGAAGUUUAAGGGAAUAUUCUUAAGGUAGAUUCUAAAAUAUUAACAGGAUAAAGUGGUAAACCUUAAUUAAUAAGAAUAUCAAGUGAAAACAAUUAAAUAUAUGAGAACAUAAGAAGUAAAUAAAUAACUUAGGCACGAUAAUAUUUAAGUAGUUAAGCAUAGGAAAUUCAAAGAAUGAAAUAAAUAAUUUCUGACAAAAAAAAAAAUGCUUCAGCAGAAGAACUUUAAAAAUGCCUAAAAAUUGUAGACAAAAUUUCUUAAUAAUAAAAGAAAAUUGAAGAUCAUGUUAAUAUAUCUUUGAAUAUUGUUGAAAGAAUGAAAACAAUAGAAUUUUAUAAAGAUCUUCAAAUUGAAUAAGGUAUAGUUAUAGGAGUAAAUUCUAACUAAUCUUUUGAAUAUUUAGAAGUUCUUAUUGGUUUAGGAGCUCCUAUUUAAAAAGUUUUGAAACUUUUUUGUUUAUAAUCGUUAGUUGAUAAAGGUAUAAAAGCUAAAGAAUUAGAUUUUUUAAGAAAAGAAAUUUUACAUGAAUACGGAUUUAAACAUAUUUUAACUCUAUAUAGACUUUCUUAAGCUGGAUUAUUAAGAAAAUAAGAUAGUUAAAAAAAUUCUUGGCCAAAAUUAAGAGAAUAGUUAAAAUUAAUUAACGAUGAAGUUGAACCUGAAAAUCCAAAUGAUCCAGCGUAUACUUAUUCUGGAUAUUGUCCAUUAACAGUAAGAUUAAUUGAAUAAUGUUUAAAUAAAUAAAGCUGGAAGCAAAUUUAAGAAUAAUUAAAAUCUAUUAAUGGAUAUUAAUAAUAUCCUGAACCUUAAUAAUAUGUAAAAUUGUAAAAUAAAUCAGCUAUUCUUGUUUAUAUUGUCGGAGGUGUUACUUUUGGAGAAAUCAACGCUAUUAGAUUUUUAGCUAAAUAAAUAGAUAGAGAAAUUAUUAUUGCUUCAACUCAUAUUAUUAAUAGCAAAAAUAUAAUUUAAAAUAUAAUUAAUUAUAGUAAUUGA
Messenger RNA from Ichthyophthirius multifiliis, 1692 nucleotides. Its product is annotated as vacuolar sorting protein, putative. Gene Ontology annotation, biological process: vesicle-mediated transport; intracellular protein transport. The record is from RefSeq and is a predicted model, not a curated record. The transcript has 8 exons. Lineage: Eukaryota; Ciliophora; Oligohymenophorea; Hymenostomatida. Gene Ontology annotation, cellular component: vacuole; CORVET complex.